AUCUACACCAUUAACCUUUCGCUACCACCACGCGAACGCUAUGUGUUGGUCGCCACUGAGUACGCUCAUGUUCUGCGCGAGAUGCCGUGUCUCUAUGACGAAGCAGUCCAGCACCUGAAGUUACCUAUUGGGUUCUUUCAUCUCUUAGGUCGUCUGUUCUUGCGUCGUCUUCACAGCGAUGAACAGACUCAGGAACUCAGGGGCAUUAGCGAAGCAUCUGGCGUGCCAAUGUACUUACUCGUCGCUUAUAACGUCUUUCUGGACCUGCUCAUGGGCUGCACGAGCGGUGGAGUCAUGGUUGAGGAUCCUGAAGCCAAGGCAACGAUGAUGCAUUUCCGAACGCUGGAUUGGUCUAUGCCUCUUCUGAGGCAAGCGAUUGUUCAGUUCGAUUUCAUUGAGGUUGUAGGCGGUGGAGUUAUAGCGAGCACGAUUGGCUACGUUGGUUUCGUGGGUGCACUUACAGGUGUAAGGAAGGGAUUGAGUGUCUCACUCAACUUUCGACCCUAUCACCACGCCCGUGGGAUGUCAGGACCUAAUAUCAAAUAUUACUGGAACACUCUCAUGGUACUUCUGGGGAAGAGACCGAGCAUCUCUGCCCUCAUACGCGAUUGCCUUCUACCUAGGCCGAGCGCACCUCGCAGACGGCACAGACUCUCCAAGAAGUCUUUACAAGAACGAAGAGAUCCGUCAUCUGCACUGAUCCCGCCAUAUAAUCUAUCUGACGCACCCAACAACAUCGCAACUAUGCAGACAUCAGUGGCGUAUUUGAUCUUCUGUACCAGCACAGACACCAUCAUCCUGGAGAAAGACUUCCACAGCGCUAGGAUUUUACGCUCAUCAACCUUUAUCAGCACCACUAAUCACGACGUAUCUUUGGAGUCUACAGCCAAUCCGCAGGCCAAUCAGAACCAGGCCGUCCAUACUCAGGGCCGGAAUCACAGCUUCCUCAAUGCCGGUAUGCAAGAAGUACUCGAAGAAAGCAUCAUGCGGAAACAGUGUCUUGAGCGAAAAUGGCGAGAAUGGACCCAGGAGCAAGGCCGUAAAGCGAAGCGAGGACAGAAUGCCGCAGCAGGCGUGAGUCCAGAGAAACUGAUUAAAUGGUUAAAACAAUACCCGGUGUGCAAUGAAGUUACACACUUUGUCUGUGUCAUGGAUCCAGCAAAAGGCAUGUUCAGGUGGGUGCGGGCUUUUGAGGAGGGCGAGAUACCGUUUCAGGGUUGA
Messenger RNA from Alternaria rosae, 1221 nucleotides. Its product is annotated as beta subunit of N-acylethanolamine-hydrolyzing acid amidase-domain-containing protein. The annotation marks the transcript as partial. Gene Ontology annotation, molecular function: hydrolase activity, acting on carbon-nitrogen (but not peptide) bonds. The record is from RefSeq and is a predicted model, not a curated record. NCBI's taxonomy places the organism in Eukaryota, Fungi, Ascomycota, Dothideomycetes, Pleosporales, Pleosporaceae. The transcript has a single exon.